Messenger RNA from Rhipicephalus microplus (southern cattle tick), 6313 nucleotides. RefSeq lists its product as uncharacterized. The record is from RefSeq and is a predicted model, not a curated record. Lineage: Eukaryota; Metazoa; Arthropoda; Arachnida; Ixodida; Ixodidae.
ACUCUCGCUGGGGUAUAUCUGUACGCCUUGUACGCACUUCGUUGUGCCGGUGCUGGUGGAUCUUUUUUACAUUCGACAGUCGGGAGGAGGAGAGAAGUACAAGACUGGCUUCUGCCAUGCGUUCCCGGAUUGUGGCAUCGUGGUUGCUGGCUGUGUCGGCGACCCUGUGCGCCGCCCAGCAGCAAUACCUCCAGGGUCCACCGCCCCUCAACGGCGGCUACAAGGGAUUCCAACCGUACGGCUCGGGACUCGCCGCAGCCCCUCAACAGGGUGGGGGCAGACCCCAGGGAUUCCAGCUGCCGCAGGGCUUUGUGCCGCAACAGGUGAUCCCACCCACGCAACCGCGGCAGGCCUUCGUCUCGCAGGGAUUCCAGCCGCAGGGUUACCAACCACAAGGUCUUCCGCCUUCAGCGUCGGCUGGUGUUAGCUACGUUCCGAGAGCAGCACCUCAGCCGCAAUAUCAGCCGCAAUUUCGACCACCGGUGCAGCCACCGCAAUAUCAGCCGCCAGUGCAGCCGCCGCAAUACCGGCCACCAACGCAGCCGCAACAAUAUCAGCCGCCUCCACAGCAGCAGCCACAGCCUAAGGCGCAUGCUGUGGAGCAGCCCAAGUCUCAGUCCACAUCACAGUCGUCUGCAAGCUCUACUAAGACGGAGGAGGCGAAGCUGCCCGUAUUCCAAGCUGCCCCCCUGCACUAUGUGAGCAUUGGCGCCAAGCUGGAGGGAGACUACAAGUUCGGUUACGACACUGGAAAGGGCUCCGACAAGACUGGCAGCUUCCGUGAGGAGACCAGGCUUCCAGACGGUACGGUGAAGGGCUCCUACGGUUUCAUUGACGCAUCCGGUCGUCAGAGGAUCAUCAAGUACACCGCGGGCAAGGACGGUUUCAAAGCCGAAGGCGACAUCUACCAAGAAGGAGCGCCGAAGGACACUAUCCCCGAACACAUACAGCAGACAGUGUCAGCCUCUUCCUCAGCACCGGCCCCAUCUGUGCCGGCUCCCGCUCCAGCCCCUGCUCCCUCUCCAGCUCCAGCCACUUCCAGCACCGAAACCAAGUACAAACCUCCAAGCUACACCGAUGCACCCCCAAGAACACCUGCCCAGUACCGACCUCCAGUGUAUCCUCAGUUCCAACCUGCUGCUCCUCCUUCCCAGCCCCCGCUUGGUGCAUCUCAUGUGCCUGUGCUGCGCCUGGCUGCAAACUUGCCCGUCGAGAACCUCGCGUUCCCAGACUAUUUUAAGCACCACCUGACCGAGCAGAGGUCCGCAGCUGCUACGAGCCAGCCCGCACCGACAGCUGUAUCACCUUUCCAGGGACCUCCCCCGAGCGCCCCACAGUCGGCGCCCAGGCAACCUCCUACCUUUGGCUACGUACCAUAUGCGCCAAACGUCAUUCAGGCAAGACCAAGCCCGUAUGCACCUUCAUUCAACGCGAAGUCUCCCGCUCCCCAGCAACCCUCCAGGCCUUUCGCGGGUCUCCAGCUUCCAGCUGCCACUUCUCAGCGAGCCAGUUACCCUACGUUCGCUCAGCAGCAUGGCUAUCCCCUCCCUCUUGUCAGGCCCGGUACCUACCCACCUGCAGCGGCUUCCAGGCCUGGUGGUUCACCGUUCGCCACCGCACCGACUGCCGCUGCUCCAGGAAAGCAAUACGUUCCGGCCCAAUACCUGCAGCAACAACAGGCCCAGCCUAAGGUCAGCAUUGCCAAUAUAUUCGCCCAGGAAGCCCAGAAAGCCGCCAACAAGCCUAAUUUCGCCGACUUCCUCAAGCAGUUCAUCCCACGGCCUCCACCGCAGCAGCAGUUUGCUCCUGCUGGUGGCGCUCCUGGUGCUGCAAGCACGCAACAGGGCUUCUCUCCAUACGGACCACCUGCUAUUACUACGCCAGCGUCUCAGAGGCCCCCUGUGUACCUUCCUCAACAGCCAGCCCAGCUCAGAGCCCAACCCAGCUUCACUCCUCAGCAAGGCAGUGGCGGUCAAGUCCCGCUCUACAACUCCUUCAGACCUCCCCUGCAGCAGGCUCCUUCUUACAUUCCGAGAACGGCGCAGGCGGCACCUCAACUGCCCGUCUAUCCGGUGCAGAGAGCUGGAGUGUAUCCCGAGCAGCUACAGACGAAGUCACUCAAGAAGGAUGAUGAAGAAGAAAACGACGACGGCUCGUACAAGCCAGAACUGUAUGACCACGGCCUGUACGACCCCAAGAAGUACGAAGAACCGUACCUGAAGAAGAAGACCUCUUCAUCAUCAACAUCGCCAGCGAACGCUGUACCGAGUCUACCGCAACAGUUCUACCAGCCUAGUGGUCAAGGCGCACCAUCGCAAGGACAGGCCCCGCAGCAGCUUUACCAGCCCAGUGGUCAAGGCGCGCCAGCGCAAGGUUACCGACAGUUUUAGGAGAGCAGAACACACAGGACUGGGACACCAUCCAUUUUCACUGACACAACAGGAGUGAAAAAGAGCGAGAAAGCGAGGAGAGUAGUCCCGGACACAAAUGGCUACACCGAUAAGAGCACCAGAUGAAAACUCUCAAGACACGGAGGCGCAGAAGCGACAGAGAAACACAUUUCCACAGAAAACGCUUCCCUCUGAAACGGCCAGCGGAACCACAGUCACCAUCGAUCGUCGCCGCACAGCGGACUUCACGUCAUGUUACUGACAUUACGCGCCCCGUGUGCGUGCAGAUAUCAAAGGCCAUCUGUAGUAAUUUUCUCGGCUGAACCCAAGCAAUGUUGGUUGCUUUGAAAGAAAGCAUCAGUCGACGUAUGAGGGCGUGGCCUCGCUGAAGAUGCACUGCUGAAGUGCUUUCUUGUUAAUAAGACGCAUCUAAACAAAGAUACGUUAUUUUAAUGCACUAUGGGUUAACCUUAUACGAAGCAAAGAAAGGUAUAGAAAGUAAUGAGAACUGGUACAUUCUUUUCUACAAAACAGCAUUAUGAUACAGUGAAGUUUUGGAAAGAAGUACAAAUGAUACGAGCGCGCCGGUAAAGCAAAGAAAUGUUUUUAUUUCCAAAACAUUGCUAGGAUGUCUUUACUUCGUAUGUGAAAUUACAAAUGCGAUGGCCUUUGACAUCUACACGAAUCGCUUAAUUACAUGAACGUCCUUUGCCAUGUGCGCCUCGUGUCAAACAAACCACUGGGAUACGAAAGCAUAGGAAACUUGAACAAGACGCAUACGCCAAACUGCAAAAAUGGGAACAUUACUUCUAGCUUUCCCGACAUUCUGUGCUUUAAACAGCUGCAAUUUUUGUUACGAUCCACAGAUGCUCUAUUUUGAUCGAAGACUGAGAUUUUUGAAUAACUGUGCCUGUGAUGUCAAAACGUGCUCUCAGAUUUUCUCAGUACUGACUUCGAAUGGCUUGUUUAGGACAAACGCAUUAUUAUGUAGGAGUCACGAGUUAUAUGCCGUAUGUUGCACUGUAAAUAGCAGGGCUUUUAACUCUCUAUUUACGGUGGAACCUGUGGGAAGCCAUGUUAUAGACCAUACUGUGCAAGCGUAGCAAGUGUAACCUUCGCAAUCACGUGCCGCCUUAUUUUUCAACCUAUGCCAGUUGCAAACGGUGGGGAAAACGGUGUUGUACAUUUAACGGAGCGUUUUUCACACCGCUGCUUUCUUAUUUUCUAUCGAGAUUGGCUGAAAUGGCGAGUGAUAGUAUGUAAAUCGUUAAAGUGAUUUCCAUGGAAGAACCUGGAACAUGUAUGAGAGGAACAUAGCUGUAUCAAUUUAUACAAGCUGUUUCCGAGAGGCUAGUGAUUAAAAGAAUAUGGAAAAGCUGAAGAAGGGCAAAAUCGCAAAAAGAAGUCAGUUGUUCCGGAACGUGGCAAUCAAGUAGAGUAAAAUCCUACUACACACAUCAAGGAGAAAGCAGGCAUCAAGCCAUUUUCUGUUCCUUCCGGGUACGAAGUUGUCUUUGUUUCUUAAAUUGAGCCUGUAAUUCAUACCCGCCCGGCACGUCGGCGCCUCAGGGCUGUACCGAGCGAAUACAAUCAACCAUUAAUCACCGGGAACACGUGAUAUUGCAUUUCACUCGGAGCAUUCGCAUGCUCCGCUCGUUUCGGAAGCGUAUACCUAAGUUACCUCUACCACUCGGCCACCCGGCCGCUAAAUGCAUACGGUAACGUUUUACGCGGCAUGCGGGGGGAGACGCCCUGCCGACGCUUUCUCGCUUCAGAGGCCACGCACCCUACGGCCGUCUUAAUUGGCAGCCACCGUCAUCGCAGUUCAUAAUAGAUGCUCAAUUUCGCGCGGCAUUUAAGCAAGAACAAAGUUAUCGCCGGACAUUGAAGCAGAACACGAUUGAAAUGCAGAGGCCUUGCUGCGCUCCGUGGUGCCUCGCGCAGCGAGCGACUUCUCGGAUCGUUCGAACGGUGGCGCGCCGAUCGUUUCGACCGAACGUGGGAACACCCUUGGGACAGGAAUAAUGCGCCGGCCGCGGGCGAGUGCUCUAGAAAUGAAUGCAAGAAACUAAUGUGUGUUCUGCAUAGGAAAAAAAACAUAAAAAAAAGAAAGCCGUUAGGCAUUCACGAGCAUGGCGUGUCGGCCACGCCUCUGACCGUGCCUGGCCCCGGCAUACAAUGGAAAGCGCCGGUUCCGGAGUCCUUGAGGUAGCCGCAUAACUGUGACGCCAUUCGGUCAGUGUCGGACACUCAGGCAGCCAUGGGCAGGGCUGUGUGUGAAGGAAACGUAGCGGUAAAAAAAGAAAAGAACAAGAAAAACAGCGGAGUGACUUCUUGGGUGAGUUGGCGCAUUCUUAACGUAGCUUAUAGCGCUUGUACUUCUCUCGUGUUUUUUCGCACCAUAAGCUACGUUAAAAACAGUGGCUGGUUGGCGGAUUGUCUAUAGUUUCCUCUUGCCUUGCCCUCUUGUCUUUUAUAAUUUUUCUGCACUCGGUUGAUGUCCUUGUCGUAGCAACGAAGUCACCUGUCACGAAAGGAACGGAGGAAGGCAGAUGGCAGAAAGAAGGAAGCAUUCGCCAUGCAGCGAUCUGGCUGGGAUCUUGCCGACACCCCUUCUGUGAAGGGUGAAUGAAGUUGGUCCACGCAAGCCGGACGGAUCCCGUUUCAGCACCGAAUGAGCUUUCUGUUAUUUCGUGCAUAUGUGGCGUAUGUGUCCAUCAGUACCGAUGUUAUUUGAAUGUCGUUGCUUUUUUUUUACUUGCUUGUUAGGCGUCAAGAAGUAUAGUAUUAUUUAUGUGCGUGACGUGAUUGUGCUGCUAGUUGGUAACACUGGCUUCUGCGCAACCAUUAUCAGUCAUUGUUAAACAAAAAUUUAUUCAAGCCUAAACUGCCCUUCCGCGUAUACUUACGUGUACGAUUGCGCAUUUGCUACAAGCAUCUGUUGUUGAGUGCUUUCUUGAACUGCACUGUAUCGUGCUAACGACUCAAUGACAGUGUCGUAAGAUAUAUACCCCAGCAAGCUAAAUUUCUGACCAAAGUCACUCACUUCUGAGAGCAGUACAUUGGUAAUAAAGAAACAAAUAGUCUCAGUGCCUGAUGCUUUCGUUAGAAGCACUGAUUCGUAUGACAUGAUAUGAAAGAAAGCCCGGCUCACCAAAAUGUUAUAAGAAGCAUAAGGUAAUUUCUAAAAUGUUAUCUUGUCUAGUUUUUGUGCAUUUUCGUAACAGAUACUAACGUUAGGCCUGAAUUCCCCGUGUGAGCAACAAAUUGGAUUUAAAGUACAUGGCAGCCACUUUUAAGUAAAACAAUGAUUCAAGAAGAAAUUACAACGACUGGUAUUGACAUGUAACCAGAGCGCUGUUCAGUAAAAUUUAAUGUUGCAAUUUUUUUCAGUUUUUACUGCACGGAGUAGAUUUCACUUAGACCAUAAUAUUAGAUGUGGACUUGUCGGCUGAUCUUCGACCUUUAUGCUUACAAUCGUGGGAUGAAUUAAGGGAAAGAAACUCUGGGAAGGCAACCAGGUCAAUGUUUUUGAAUCAUCAUGAUGGUUUCAGAAAACCGAAAAGGACUUCCAAUUUAUUGGAGCGGCGCUACAUGACUCGCUGGUUUUCACUGCUUACAGGGAAUCAGCUCAAAUUUAAUACAAUCUAUUCAACUUCCUUAGACAGCUGCUUCUAUUGCGGUCCUGGUUGCUAGUGCUAAUAAGUGAAAAAAAUAUAUGUAUUGACAUCUUUUAGUGCUUUAUUGGCACACCGAAUCAAAGCAUAGCCAUAAACAAUUUCUUCAGUUGUGUACCUUCUAUAUCUGUUAUGCUGUUUUCUUUCAGCCUAAACGUCGCGCCUGUUCUUUCUUCAUAUUCACUCAUUGUGGGGGGUGGAGUGUAUUUAUUUCAUGUAAAUAAAGUAUUUCCUUUCCACAACGUU